Molecule: messenger RNA, 1787 nt
Organism: Peromyscus leucopus (white-footed mouse)
Lineage: Eukaryota; Metazoa; Chordata; Mammalia; Rodentia; Cricetidae
Gene: Actrt2
Product: actin related protein T2
Source: RefSeq, a predicted model, not a curated record
AUACAGCCCAGGCCAACGGUGUCCUGAACUGAGGAGUAAUGGGGGACCUCUGCCACAAGAGCUGAGGCCAGGGAGGCAGGGUGCCCUGAGCUGAGAAGGGGAGAGGACUCGCAUGGACAGAACUGGGCCAGGCAGGCAGAGCUGUAAACUAGAUUCCAUUUGAUGAAGCUGCCCAGUACAAUUCAAAUUCAGUACAGCAAGGGAUGGAGUCCAUGUGGAAGUUGAAUUCAGGGAACACAGGGGUUCAGUGCCCCACCACAGACUCUGACACCCACUGAAGACAAUUGUUACUUCAUCUGGAUUAUUACAUAUCGGUCAAGCACCCUUGAAAAGGCCUUGCAGGUCAGGGCCACCUGAGAGGAGAGCAGGCCACCAAGCAGAAUGGAGGGUUCCCGGGCACUGGGGUCAGUCUGCUAGCUGUGCUUGGGAGGCCUCCAGCAACCCUGGAAUUCUGUGAGCUUCCAGAAAACCCAUUGUGACACGAGCUGGCCCAAGAAGGCUCAUCUGCCUGCAUUUCUGUCAUUCAGAAGGAGUUGAUGAAGACAUGUUUAACCCACAGGUUCUAGAUUCUCCUGCUGUGAUUUUCGACAACGGAUCUGGGCUCUGUAAGGCGGGGCUGUCUGGGGAGAUUGGACCUCGUCAUGUCACCAGCUCCGUUGUGGGGUACCCAAAAUUCAAGAUGCCUUCUACAGGAGCCAAUCAGAAGAAGUACUUUGUUGGGGAGGAAGCCCUGUACAAACAGGAGGCCCUACGACUGCACUCCCCCAUUGAGCGGGGCCUGGUCACGAGCUGGGAUGAUGUGGAGAAGCUCUGGAGACAUCUCUUCGAAUGGGAACUGGGUGUGAAGCCCAGUGAACAGCCCGUGCUCAUGACGGAGCCUUCCCUGAACCCAAGGGAGAACCGGGAGAAGACGGCGGAAGUGAUGUUUGAGACCUUCGACGUGCCUGCCUUCUAUCUGUCAGACCAGGCAGUGUUGGCACUCUAUGCCUCGGCCUGUGUCACGGGCCUGGUGGUGGACAGCGGGGAUGUCACCUGCACUGUACCUAUCUUUGAGGGUUACUCCUUACCUCAUGCAGUCAGCAAACUUUAUGUGGCUGGCAAGGACAUCACGGAGCUCCUCACUCGGCUCCUCCUGGCCAGUGGGAGAGCUUUUCCAUGCCCACUGGACAGGACCCUGGUGGAUGACAUCAAGGAGAAACUAUGCUACGUGGCCCUGGAGCCUGAGGAGGAACUCUCUCGACGGGCAGAAGACGUCUUGAGGGAGUACAAAUUGCCUGAUGGGAAUGUCAUCUACAUCGGAGACCAGUUGUACCAGGCUCCUGAGGUCCUGUUCUCUCCAGACCAGCUGGGCACCCAUGGCCCAGGGCUGGCACAGAUGGCAUCCAACAGCAUAGCCAAGUGUGAUGCUGACAUACAGAAGACACUCUUCGGGGAGAUUGUCCUGUCAGGGGGCACCACGCUGUUUCAGGGGCUGGAUGACAGGCUCCUGAGGGAACUGGAGCAGCUGGCUUCCAAGGGAGUCCCCAUCAAGAUCACAGCACCUCCUGACCGCUGGUUCUCCACAUGGAUUGGAGCCUCCAUCGUCACCUCUCUGAGCAGCUUUAAGCAGAUGUGGAUCACUGCUGUAGACUUCAAGGAGUUUGGGCCAUCUGUGGUCCAGAGACGGUGCUUCUGAAGGACUCCAUGCUUCCAGUAACCACUCUGUCCCUCACAAGGGACACCCAUGGGAAGUGAGCUCUCCCAUGGCCUCAGCGGCAUAUUCAAAUAAAGAUGAAUGGUGAAGCAUU